Molecule: messenger RNA, 8510 nt
Organism: Caenorhabditis angaria
Lineage: Eukaryota; Metazoa; Nematoda; Chromadorea; Rhabditida; Rhabditidae
Source: the annotation of a GenBank genome assembly
AUGCGGCUGCUCUUUUUGCUGCUGGUUACUAUAUUAACCGUCAACUGUAAUUGUGAGUAAUUCUGAAAAAAAGUGAAGCAAAGUUUGUAAAUUUGUAAUUUCAGAUGAUGUAUUCAAAUCGUUGCCAAAUUUUUACCCUGAUCUUGUUUCAACAACUCAUGUUCGCGCAAAACGUGCCGCUGUUGGUUUAGCCAAUUCCUGUGAACCUGGAUGGACUGGUCAAGCUUGUGAGAAUCCAACUUGUAAUGACAAAAAAGCUGCACCAAGUGCUGGACAAACAUCCACCAUUGAAAUGCUCUUUUUACAAGGAUCAUGCUAUGGAUCGUAAGUGUUCAAUAUGUUAGGAAAAAUCAAAAGUGUUCGGGCUUUUGGAGGUUUUGUGAUUGUGGUCACUUAACUCGAACUUGUAAAUGUUUGACAACACUUUAACAGUUGUGUUCUGAUUUGGUAGAAGUUUCACAAUUGAACAUUAUUUGAAUUUUCAGGCCUGGACUAUUCAAAUAUUUUCGUAAAUAAAAAGUUCUAGGAGUAAGAUCCAAGUUAAAAAUGAUAUUUGUAAGUAAUCUCAAACUUCAAACUCCUAUUGUGCUGGAGAUUUUUAACUUUAAACGUUGAAAUGUUCCAAAAUCUAAGUUUUUGAAUAUUGUCAUUUUUCUCGUUUUGUUCAUCUUUUUCUAUUGGAAAACAUUAAUCGGAUUAUUGUGCAGAAAUUUGAUUACAAAAACGUGGAACGAUUUUUAAAAUGUGCAAAAUUAAACUACAAACACAAUGCUCGAAAAAUCUUAACAACAAAUUUCAGUUACUAUAUCCCUGUUGAUUUUGACGCUGCUCAAAAUUUGCAAAUCCACGUCACCGCUUCUGGAAUUCCAAAUGUAACUCUCACAGAUGCUUCCGGUGCUGUCGCUGCUCCAUUCUACAACGUUGGAGGAGAAGGAUAUUCCCUAACCAUUUACCAAAAAAUCCAACCAGGAGGAUAUUCUUUAACUAUUGAUAAUCAGAAUGCACCAACAACUGAAUGUAUCAUCGAAGUUAACGUGAGUUCAGUAUCAAAAUUUUAUGACAAUUUUUAUGUUCAAUUUUUUUUUGAUAACGAAAAAAAGGUGUCAUGAAAACGUGGAGUCGUAAAAAAUCGUUUGGCGGUAAUAGCAAAAGAAAAAUGUGAUUUGUUUAGAGCGACACAAAUUUGAAAGCACUUCAAGGAUUUGUUUACUCACCACAAAGUGAUGACACACCAUAUGGUGAAUCGGCUGUCAAUGGAAUUCCAAUGUAUCUUGUUGCUCAUAUUGAUUCAACUGAAAAUCCAUCAAGUAAUUUAUAAACAGAAUAGAAUCAUGACAAUAACUUUUUGAUCUUGAAUUUUUCAGAAGUUUCGUCUGUUACAAUUCGUCAAGGAAACUCGUUAGACCCAUUUUAUCGCUCUGUUUUGACAAGAAGGUGUGUUUCGUGCUGAUUAAUGAAUGACAUUUCAUUUUGAUAGAUAAGAUAAAAGUUGCAUUCCAGAUAUCAAUGUGGAUUCGAAUAUUAUGCUGGACAAUGGCAGUGUGAACUUGGAAAUCAAUAUUUUUAUCAUGUAAAUAUUCUUGGAAUCUUUGAAUUGACACCAAGUAACAUUUUUUUAGAUUGAUGGUAUUGAUCAAAGUGGAUACGCAUUCCGUAGAACCGGAAAAUUCUCGUGUAUGCAACAUAUUACCCCACCACCACCAAGCACAACUACCCCAGCACCAAUUAGUUUCUGUUAUAACAACGGAACUCUUCUCAAUGCAAUCGGCCAAAAUAGUACCACUGCUACUUGUUUCUGUACUGAAUUAUUCAACGGAGCCCAAUGUGAAAAAGUGAAUUGUAUGAAUGGUGGAUUACCAGAUCCAGAUGGUAAUUUGUGUGCUUGUGCAGCUGGAUAUCACGGAACAAAUUGUCAAGAUGUUACAUGUCCACUUAAUUGGGAAGCUGAAUUGACUGAUUACAAAACUUUGAUUGUUGUUGUCCAUAGCACAGUUUCAAUGAAUCAAUAUGUUCCUGAUAUUGCUCAAGCUGUUUACAAAGAGCUUACCACAAACACAAUCAAUGGUUAUGAAGUAUACAAGGGUUAUGUUCUUAUCAAAUACGCUAAUGGAUUGUACACCAACACUUAUUAUCCAACAUAUAGUCAAAGCAAAUUCUUGGCUGAUUUGAAUAACGCAUCAACAACUGCUUCAAGUUGCAAUGACACAUCUUUCGAUGCACUUUCAAGUCUUUUCACUGAAGUCGCAGUCUAUCAAAAAUCUGCAGUUUAUUGGUUUACUGAUGCAAUUGCUGCUGAUACUGAUGGUUGGGAGACAAUUGUUCAUUUGAAUACCCGCCAAAAGUUCCCAAUAUACACAAGUUUCUUCCCUCAAGAUGGUUGCAACUUUGAUGAAAUGAGUCUCGGAUUUCAAGCUAUUGAGAAGGCAACAUAUUACAGUGGUGGAUUAAUGAUUCGACCAACCGCUGGAACUGUUCAAACUGUUAGUUAAUCACUCAAAAUUAGAUGUGAAUCUGAUGAACUUUAUAUAUUUUUUCAGAUUACUCAAAAUGUCAUCAAGGCAACAGCUUACAAAAUGAAUUCAGUGUUGAUUGAUAAUGUUGAUAGCUGCUCGACUCCAAACCGUGUUUUCUUCGUCGAUACAUCAACUACAGAAUUAAUGAUUUUGGCUAUUGGACAAUCUUUGACAAUCAAUGUUGUUGACCCAAAUGGUGCUACCAACACUUUGCUUCCAAUAAUUGCACAAGGAACCACAUAUUUGUUCGAAAUUGCUAAUCCAGUUGUUGGUGAACAUAUUAUGACUGUUGUUUCAUCUGUACCAGUAAGUUGAUUGAAAUAGUAGCCAAAGUUUUAGUAUCUGUAAUUUAAAAUUCUAUAGAACACUGGAUGCUCGUACCGUGUUCAAGCACGUUCUGAAUAUGACCUUUUCAUUGGAACAAGUACUGGAGUUAACGAUGAUGCAAGUGAUUCUGAACCAGUAUAUGGUCAAUCUGAACAUAUUGUUGCUCAACUCACUGGUUUGAAAAACAAUGUGGCUGAUCCAUUCAGACUCUUCUCUGAAAUCUCAAUUACCACUAACUGGAAUGCUGAAAAUAUGUAUCAAAAACCACUUUAUUAUUCGAGUGGUAAAUAUCGUGAUGGAUGUGGUUUCCAUAUGUAUUUUGGAGCUGGAAGUUUCUGCGAAUUUGCUGGUCAAACAUUCUACGCAACUGUUUAUGCUGAUGAUGGAAAAGGUUUCACAAUUCAAAGAAGUGAACGUGGUUUCUGUUCGGCUACACCAACCACUCCAAAUCCACCAAAUACCUGUAUUAAUGGAGGAGUUCAAGAUCCAAACAACAAUCAAACUUGUAUCUGUCCACCAAUGUAUUCUGGCAAAUUGUAAGUUAUUUUGAAGAAAUAUAUUGAGCUGUCUAUAUGUUAUUUCUAAUGAUCUACAAAAAAACAUUCAAAAACUGUAACUUACAGCUGCGAAACCAUCUCCUGUGCCAACGGUGGAACACCAAAUGGCGGACAAUGUAACUGUCCAGUUGGAACAGCCGGAACUUUCUGUGAAUUAUGUAAGACAAUAUUCGUUACCAGAAUUUUUAUCUUAAACAAAAAGUUUAUAUUUUUAGACCAAUGCACAACUAUCAACAACAAUCCUGAUACUUCAACAGAAGGACAAAGUUUGGCAUUCGUUAUUGCUGCAAGAAGUUCAAUGAAAGAUGCCAUCACUAAGAUUUCACAAAAUGUUCAAACAAUGACAAGAGAUAUGCAACAAUCUUCAAGCAGAUGGAUCAAUCGAUGGAUUUUGGUUAUUGCUACUUCCAACUGUAAGAUUUGAAAAAAUAAAUUCAAAACAAUUUUUUUAUUUGAUAUAAUUUCAGCAUCAAUGCUUCUCGUCAAUUCUGAUAAACCAGCUGAUUUCAUUCUUGGUAUUAAUACUUUGGUUUCAACAUUGGAUCAAUAUGUCGUUCCUUCUGAUAGUUGUCAAGUUCAACUUGAACAAGCUAUGCUUGGCGCUGCUUAUCUUUCAGAAAGAAGAAGUUCAGUUUGGGUAUUUUCUGAUGCCGAUGGACCGAAUGAUGUGUCAUAUCUUCAACUUUAUGAUAUUGCUUUGGAAUAUAAUCUUCAAAUCAAUUUGGUUGGAUAUGGUUCAACAAUUUGCACAGCCUCUGGAAACAAUGGUUUCUUCCCAGAUUAUUUGCAAUCACUUUCAAGAACAACAAUCGGAGAUGUUUAUAUGACAACUCAACUUGAUCAAAUUAUGCUCUUCAUUGUUUCUCUUUACAAAUCAGCUGUUUCACAUCGUUACUAUAUCCCAGAUUGUACCAAACCAACAAGUUAUUACAUGCCAGUUGAUGGUUCAACCCAAUCUUUGACUCUUGCUGUCACUGGAUCAGAUCUCAACAGUGUUUCGGUUGUUUUCCCCGAUGGUACCAAGGGAGAAUUCAGUGAUUUUGAAAUGGUUGCAAUUAAUGAACCUGAAAUUAAAUUGAAUCAAUAUAUUGCUGCUUGUGAUGGUGUUUUCUGGAAUUACCGUCAACAAAAUUGUUACGAAUUCCAAAGUGCUCAACAUAUCUGGCUUGACAGUUGGUCAAUUUGUCACGAGCAAAACUCUUUCUUGAUUCAUAUUGACAACCAAGAUUUGAAUGAUUACGUAUUCAGUUAGUUCUUCAUUUUUGAAAAAAAAAUUAUAACUCACAAUAAUUUUUCAGAUCAAGUCCGUGGAUACAGCAUUUGGAUUGGUCUUGCUUAUAACAACGGCGCUUGGUAUUGGGAUGUCCCAGAUGGAAACAAUGCUCAACCUUUGGUAAAUUGAUAUGACCUACGAAUAUUCCCCAAAUAAUUAUAUUUCAGACCGGCUAUACCAAUUGGGCAGAGGGUGUUGAUCCAUCAAAUCCACUUUUCAAUCACGCUGUUAUGAAUGCUGAUGGAAAAUGGAUUCCAGCUGAUCCACAAAACAGUUAUUUCGUUGGAUGUCAAAAACAUAGAUAUGGACAAGGUUUCUAUCCCGGCGAGGACGUCAGUGAGUAUUUUAUUUUUGAAAUUUAUGAAUAUUACUUGAAAUGAAAUAUUUGACUUCAGACAUUGUUCCCGCUGGACUCUGGAAAGUCACAGUUCAAUCAAACACUGGAAGUUGCGAAAUCCAGGCAAGAUCGCAAUCCGAAAUCAAUGUCUUUUACGGCUUCACCACUGAUCCAAGAGACGAUUAUCCAAGCAGUUAUGCAAACAUUCAAUCAACAUCCAAUUAUUUGGUUGCUCUUCCAACCGGAGUUGCUGCAUAUUUCCCAGACACUUAUACUUCUAUGGAAGGACGUUUGAAUUAUGCAGUUUUGAUGAGUAAUAGAACUAUUCAAGACUCACUUCCAUUGUAUGAACGUGUUUGUGGAUAUUCAAUGUUGUCUUUGCCAUUUACUUGCCCUGAAAAUGAUGGAUCUGUUACUGAUUUUGCAGUUAAAGUAAGUUUUUGAACCAUUUCUCAACAAAAACUUUGAAAAAAAAAACUAUUCUUCUCGAAAAAAAGAGUUACCGGAACAACCGAGUGUUUUUCAAAGGAAGCCAGAGAUUUUCUCCACGAUAUACAAUAUAAAUUCUGAACCUCUCUCGCGGGUUUGUGCCGAUUUUCUUGUUGUUCGGUUGACUUUAAACUGUUUUUGUUGGUUCUUCCCAUUUUACCUGAAAAAAAUCAGAUUUUCUUAAAAAGGAUUUUAGGGCUGUAAAAAAGUGGUAUUGGCAUGCCAAAACACAAUUCUCUGCGUUCACAAAAAUAAAAAAAAAUUAAAAAGAAAACAAUUUCUGCAAAGCGUCAGCGAUGUGCACAGAAAACGUCAAUCUUAUGACGGUUGGCGCUUUUUUGUCCAACAUUUUUAAUUUUUUGUUCAACAUUUUUGAAUUUUCAUAAGGGUGAGUCAAUUUGUUUUUUUUUAUGAAAGAAAAUGUGAGUUAAUCGCCCUAAAAGACUCACAUUUUUUGUCAGCUAAUUGCAAAAAACAUUUUGAUUUAUAAGAUUGCCUCUCCUCAUUAAAUGCGUCUCCGACUUAAAAUUUAACAGAAAUUGAAAAUCGCAUUAUUUCUACCUGUUUUCAGUUCACUGGAAUUGAUCAAUUUGGUUAUGCCUUUGAAAGAUAUUCCGAUUCUCUAUGCACCAAAACGAUCACUCAAUGCUUCAAUGGUGGAUUCAACAACAAUGGUCAAUGUGUUUGCAGAGCUGGUUGGGUUGGAAAAACUUGUAGCACACCAGUCUGUCAAAAUGGUGGAAUUGAAAAGAAUGGAAAAUGCGAUUGCUCAUCAGUCCCACAAUUUACUGGAGAUUUCUGUCAACUUGCACACUGUGAGCCACCAUAUCCAACAACAUUCCAAGACACUGGAAGAACUUUGGCGAUUGUUCUUGAAACUUCUUAUAACAUGGGAGCCACAAUUUAUCAAUUGAAACGCAAUUUGAAAGCAUCACUUGAUAGCAUCAAAAAUGAUCCAACUCUUCAAGGAUGGUUCUCAAAUUAUGUUCUUUAUCCAUUUGAUUCAACUGACAAUGAGUAUGAUUGGUAUCCAACUGUAAGCUCAUCAAAUUCUGAUGAUAUUGUUGCCGCUGUUCAAAACAUUAGUGUUAUGUCUUGUCCUGGACCAAAUCCAUGUUCUUCUCGUAAGUUUUUGUUAAAAUUAAUUUUAAAGUUAUGAAAAUAAAUAUUUGCAGAAUGUGCUCGACCAAUUGUCAGCGUUCUCAACAGUGUUUUGGAUGGUGGAUUGGCUGCACCAAAUUCAGUAAUUCUCGUAAUAACAAGAUCAACACCUGAAGACUAUCUUCAAUAUGGAACAAUUGCUAAGAAACUUCAAGAUACCAAAGCAUAUGUGAACUUUGUGUUCCCAUCAAUUGAUUCGCCUUGUGGACUUGGAUGGAAUACUCCAGCUGUUGAUACGCUCGCAAGAAUUGUUAGCUAUUCACAAGGAAAUCUUUUCACAAUGUCAGCUGCUGAAGUAUCAAAGAACUUCUUGACUGGAUAUAUUCCAACACUUUAUUCAUCUGGUGGUCUUGCUGGAAGCAACGGACAAUGUCAAAAUUCUGAAAUCUUGUUCAACGUUGAACAUGAGAUGUAUGAAUUCUCAAUUGAUUUCUUCCAUCCACUUCUGGAAUCUAUCCAAGUUUACAAUCCAUCUGGAAAUCUCAUCGAUCUUCCAAACAAUUUGAUCACUUCUGAUUCAAGUUAUAUUGGAAUUGUUAAAGUUAAUGAAACAGGAGCCACACGUGCUGGAACUUAUAGAAUUGUUUUGAACGGAACAGGUGGUAACAAUUGUUACGCAUUCAUUCGUGGAAGAUCCAAUCUUGAAUUCUAUCUUGGUUUUGUUGACGCAGAUGGUGACAAGUUUAAGGGAAUCACAAAUGAUAAUGCUCUUCACGCUCCAGUUAUUCGUGAGUUUCUUAAAUUUUCAAUAUUCUAUAAUUCAAACAUAUUUUCUUUCAGUCGAAAACAACACAAUAGUUUUACACGCCAAUAACUUGGGAGAAGGAACUAUUCGAUAUGCUCAAAUUGUCAGCCCACAAUUUGGUUUGGUUCAUACUGCUGAAAUCAAGCGUCGUGCUUCUGAAUGUUCUUAUGAAUUCUAUGCCACUCAACCAUAUCUGUUCGAUUAUGACGUAAGUAUUAUUAAAAAUGAUUUUUCAAAAAAGCAAUUUUUCAGAGCUAUUGGAUCAUUAUUUAUGGAUCGAGUGAAUAUGGAAGUAACUUCCAAAGAAACUUCUAUGUCAGUACUGUCGGAUCAAGACCACCGUCACCACGUGAGUUUUUUCGCGUAGUGAACUUUAAAUUUUGAAACAUUUUCAGCACCACCAGCUGAUUGCGAUUUGAGCUCGGUUAAACAAGACACACUUUUCUUGAUUGAUAGUUCAUUGAAAGAUACAAAUGUUACAUUUACAUUGGUGAGUUGUUUUUUUUCUACUUUUUUUCAGUAUCAAAAUUUUCAGAUGAAACACUUUGCUACACAAGCUGUUCAACCAUAUAGCUACACUAACAAUCUUGCUCAAGUUGCUGCAAUGUCCGUUGCUAAUAAACCACAAGGUGGAUUCUCAUUCAACGCCGGAGAAAAUUCUUAUGAUCGAGUUGCUGGGUUAUUGACAAAUAUGUCAUAUAUCGGAGAAGCUGGACAAAAUGUCACCGCCGCGUUGCAAUAUGUUCUUGAUUAUUAUGAUCAACCAGCUCAAGGUUAUCGUAGUGAUCCUGAUGUUAGACACAUUUUGGUUUAUGUCACCAACACAAAGUGAGAUUUAUUCACAUUCAGAAUAUUCAGUUUUCCAACAAUUCUUUUUUUUUUCAGCCCAACUGACUCUGACCCAUCUUCUUUGGUUUCAUCGAUCAAACGGGCUGGCCUUUAUGAAAUUAUUAUUGUUGCAUUUGACCUUGAUGGAUCUGCCACGCUCAGAAAUAUGGUAAACUCACAAUGUUAUUAUUAUGCUGAAGAUUAUCAUGCAUUGAUGAAUUAUGGUGUCAAUUUUGUUCAAGGACAAUCUUGUAAACGUUUCAAUUUCUGCAAUUAUUAA